AUGACUGACCAUGGUUAUAACAACAACAAAGGUGGUGGUGUAAUGCCUUGUCACAACAACCCAAGACGGCUAGCCCACAUUGUCGGACCUCUGAAAAAUACCAGACAAAUAGAGAUAAAACCUGGACUCCUUCAAAUCUUAUAUACUAACCCUUUUGCAGGUUUAGACCAUGAGGAUCCAUACAAUCAUCUUGUCAAGUUUUAUGAGAUCGCUGAUACGCUCGGAGUAACUGAAGCGGAAGAAGAAAAUGUGUUCAUGAGAAUGUUUCCUCAUUCACUGACCGGGAAAGCAAAAGAUUGGUACUUGGACCAACCGGCUCAGAUUAUGACCGAUUGGAACGCACUUGAGGAAACAUUUCUGAACAGGUUCUAUCCACAUAGUAAGUUCAUGGAAGCCAAGAUCGCUAUUGUUGUAUUUUCCCAAGGGUCCAAUGAAACACUUUGCGAAGCAUGGGAGCGGUACAAGUCUAUGUUGAGAAGAUGCCAUAACCAUGAUUUCAAUGAUCUUACUCAAAUUCAUAUGUUCCGCAACGGACUUCAACAUCAAUCAAAACUUUUCUUAGAUGUAGCUGCUGGUGGUUCCUUAAUGUCAAAAGGUGCUGAAGACGCAAUAGCUAUUAUUGAAAAAAUGGCACUUAGCGAUCGUCAAGGUGAAUACAACAUGAAUCCAUCACAAAGGAAGCCAGGAAUCCUUGAACUUGAUACAUCGGAUGCUAUGUUGGCUCAGAACAAGCUUCUUACAAACACUGUGGAAGAACUUUCAAAGCAGAUGUCUAAACUGAUCACCUUGCAGGAAGGAUCAAGUAAAGCCAAGCAAGUUGCAUAUUGUGAGCCGUGUACGGGAGACCAUCCAACAGGUCAUUGUCCUCCAUCAAAUGAGGAAGUGAACUUUAUGGGAAAUCAGCAGAGACAUGGACAGUACCAGAACAACACUGGUUAUCAGAGAUGGAAUAAUUCAAAUUAUGACCAGGGGUGGAGGCAAGGUGCUGGACCGUCUAACAUGCAACAUCAGUAUGAGAACUACAACCAGUAUCCUCCGCAACAAAACCAACAUUACCAUAGUUGCAAUGAUGCCGCAAUGAGAAAUGUGGAGAAUCAACUUGGUCAGAUGGCUAAUAUGCAAGGAGGAACAUUUACUGCCAACACUGAAACUAACCUGAAGGAACGCUGCAAAUCCAUUUCAACUAGGAGCGAUAAAGUGAUUGGUGACAAUUUAGAAACCGAGACAGAUGAUGUUGUUGAGUUGAAAGAAAAACCAGAGGGGGAGAAAGAAGAAAGUGAGAAGGAAAUAGAAGAAAAGAAUAAAGAGGAAGAAUUAGUUGAAAAUGAAAAUGAAAAAAAAGCAAAUGUUGAUAAUGGAGAGGAACAAGGAAAUGAAGAGGUGUUUGAACACAAUGUGGAGAAAUUAUUUAGUGAGGAAGGAACUUGUAUGAAUAGUCCUUAUAAAAUAAAGCUUCCUGACCCACCUGCUCCUACCAAGAAAAUAGUCAUUGAGGAGAAAGUCAUUGAAGAAAAUGAAAAAUUAGAGAAAGUUGUUGUUGAGGUGAAAGAUCAGGAUGAGGGAGAAGAAAAAGAGAAAUUAGUUGAAAAAGAAGAAGAAAAUAACCAAGAGAGGGUUAAAGUUAACAAGGCCGAAAUUGAUGAAGUCGUAGAAUCCUUUCGUGCCUUGUUCAAUCAAAAUCAGCUCGGGAGGACAUGGACUCCACAUCAUCUCUACUUCAAAUUCAUGGAGUUCCUUCCGAACAAAUUGAAGACUAUGGAUGAUGUUCUUUCCGUUUCGUUUUGGCCACCCUAA
Molecule: messenger RNA, 1794 nt
Organism: Trifolium pratense (red clover)
Lineage: Eukaryota; Viridiplantae; Streptophyta; Magnoliopsida; Fabales; Fabaceae
Exons: 1
Coding region: 1-1794 (597 amino acids)
Source: RefSeq, a predicted model, not a curated record